AUGGUUAAAACGCAGCUAUAAAAAUGUUGAGUAUAAGUGGGAAGUACAUGUCAAGGGGAGAACCAAGCGAGAUACAACACCGGCAAGCGCAUGCGCAAAAGAGGAAAACCUAAAUUCCCUUCCGGUUCACGGCUAUUACUGCAUGAUGGCUGUGCGUGGUGAAAACGUGUCUCAGAAUACCGAAGAAGAUGCAGUUUGUCAGCUUGAGGACGACAACCAACAGAGCGAUUCAGAGGGAGAAAGUAUUAACGAAGACUCUGACGAAGGAGAAAACACAGACAGCCAUGAUGGCGAAGAAGCGGAGAGUGAAAAGGACGAAGAUAACGACUCGGACGCCGUUGGUGGCUGGGCAGACGCCAUGGCAAAAAUCCUGGGGAAGAAAACUACCCCGAACAAGAGCAGCAUCCUGGCUAAUAAGAAAGCGGUGACGAAGAAAAAGGAGCUGCUGGAGAAGAAGAAAGAAGUGGACAAGAAGCGAAAGUGGGAAAUGAUGUUUCGAGAAAAACCUGACAUCGUACAAGACCGUGAGCUUGAGAAAGCAAUGCAGAGGACCGCCACCAGGGGGGUGGUGCAGCUCUUCAACGCCGUGAGGAAACACCAGAAAAACACGGGUGAAGCGCUGAAGGAGGUCGGUGGCUCUGAGAGAAAGAAGGCUAAGAUUAUAUCCUCUAUCUCAAAGAAAGACUUCAUCGAUGUGCUGAGGCGGACUGAUGAAGGAAACAAGGUUUCUGUGAAGACGGAGAAUCCUCCUCCUGUGUCUGAGCAGAAGCCUACGUGGAGCGUCCUGAGAGAGGACUUCAUGAUGGAAGCCAGCAUGAAAGACUGGGACAAAAACAGUGACACGGAGGAGGCUGGUCCCCACAAAUGAGGAAAGGAAGAGAUAUGAACUGAAUCUUCCCAUUUAGGACUGAAUACUGAAGCUCCUGAUGCCCUGAGAGACAAGCUAAUGAAGGGAGACGCUCCCUUAGUCUGGAUGAGAGUUUGGUUUCUUCUGUGUUUAUAACCUAAGAGAACAUAAACAGUCUGAAAUCAGAAUUUUCAAGAUGCUCUGCUGCAAAAUACGUGUGUAUCAUAUUUUUGUUUUGAUGGAUGCAGCUGAAAACAUAUCGGAUAAACUCAAAGAAUUGCAAAUUUUGUAUUUUCAGUCUAUUUUCUGUUUCCCUUUUUUAAAAUAAAAGACAAAGUUGAUUUUUAAAAAGUGUAUGGAGCAGGUUUUUCAUUCAUGUUUAGUCAUUCCAGGAGUUUAAUAGUAGUUUGCUUUAUCCACGACUCUGAAUGUUGAAGUUUUGAGGUAGCCAGCCUCCAUCAUUAUGUCUGUUUUAUGGGAUGUUUGGCACGGACUGCAAAAAAUAAAAUGCUUGAUCAGAUCUAAAGGCCUCAGCUUUAGUCCUCCAGACGUUAUUCUGUAUUUUUUCCAAAAAACUCCAUCUCAUGUAAAAACUUCACCAUAAUUUUCAAUUUCUGGGCCUGCAAAUUGCAAUCAAGAUUAAAGGUAUUAAUGUUUCAGAAGAUGCCUCUGUUUUGACAUUUUUAAGAUUUCUGAUAAGUUGUGCAAUAAAAAUAUUUUUUUUAUUGUU
Messenger RNA from Poecilia latipinna (sailfin molly), 1577 nucleotides. Its product is annotated as RRP15-like protein. The transcript has a single exon. NCBI's taxonomy places the organism in Eukaryota, Metazoa, Chordata, Actinopteri, Cyprinodontiformes, Poeciliidae. Gene Ontology annotation, biological process: maturation of LSU-rRNA; maturation of 5.8S rRNA. Bases 143 to 868 code for a protein of 241 amino acids. The record is from RefSeq and is a predicted model, not a curated record. Gene Ontology annotation, cellular component: preribosome, large subunit precursor.